AUGAAUGGCAACAGCAACAGUCUGUUCAGCAUUGACAGGCAGAGCGGGCUGCUGACCAGAGGCCGCAGGGCGCUGGACAGAGAGACCAGUAGCUCCCAUGUGUUGGAGGUGGAGGCCUACAACAGUGACGAGGGCAGCAUGAGGAGCUUCGUCAGGGUGAUCAUUUAUGUUGACGAUGCCAAUGAUGAGGCCCCCGUGUUUACCCAGCAACAAUACAACCGUCUGGGCCUGAGGGAGACGGCUGGUGUCGGCACCUCUGUGAUUGUGGUGCGCGCCACAGACCCAGACACUGGUGAUGGUGGAGCCGUUGCUUACGCCCUUGUGACCGGCUCAGACCGCAAGUUUGAGGUGGAUGUGAGCACUGGCCUGGUAACCACUGUGGACUACCUGGACUACGAGACCAAGACCACCUAUCUGAUGAACGUCUCUGUCACUGACCAAGCCCCCCCUUUCCACAAAGGCUUCUGCACCGUCUACGUCACGCUGCUCAAUGAGCUGGAUGAGGCCGUGGCCUUCUUAUCCGCCGGGUACGAGGUUUCGCUUGGUGAGAACAUCGCCACGGGGACCCAGGUGACCCAGGUGCAGGCCCAGUCAGCUGACAACCUGAACCAGUUGACUUACCGCUUCGACCCUGACACGUCGCCUUCCGCUCUGGCCCUCUUCAAGAUAGACAGCGUCACGGGCCGUAUCACAGUGACCGGCCUCCUGGACAGAGAGAAAGGCGAUAUGUACACCUUGACUGUUGUCGCUGAUGAUGGAGGACCCAAAAAGGACUCCACUGUGAAGGUUUCGAUCACAAUCCUGGAUGAGAAUGACAACAGUCCAGAGUUUGACAUCACAUCCGAUACUUCAGUGGACAUCCGAGAGAACACAGCCUUGGGGAAAAAAGUGGCAGUCGUGCUGGGAAGGGACAGAGAUGCUGGAUUAAACGGACUGGUCAAUUUCACUCUGGUGGCAGGCAACAUGGAGGACGUGUUCAAGAUCAAGACUGUGAACAACACCUAUGGGGAGGUUUUUGUGAACGCUCCUCUGGACAGGGAGUCAGUAGACCGCUACCUGCUGAAGGUUCGUGCCAUUGACGGUGGCUCACCUCCUAGAUACUCUGACCACUCCCUCACCAUCAACAUCCUGGACAUCAAUGACAACGCACCUGUCAUAGAAAGCUUGAAGGGCUACAACGUCAGCAUCAGUGAAAAUGUUGGCGGAGGUACAUCAGUGCUCCGUGUGAUAGCUACAGACCAAGACAUCGGGCCCAACGCCAUGCUGUUCUAUUACAUCACUGCUGGAAACCAGGACCUGACCUUCCGCAUGGACCGCGUCACCGGAGAGAUGGUGACACGGCCGGCCCCCCCCGACCGAGAGCGCCAGCAAGAGUACCGACUUACUGUCACUGUGGAAGACGACGGCACGCCACCUCUGUCGAUCUCCACCACCAUCUAUGUUCACAUCGUGGAUGAGAACGAUAACGCUCCAGAGUUUCCGGAGGAGGAGUACGUCACGGUGUUAAGUGAGGGUCCGGAAACAGUGGGUGCCACCAUCGCCACGGUAACAGCCAUCGACCCAGACGAGGGUCUGAACGGCACCUUGAGAUAUGCUAUCGCUCAGGGAAACCUGAUCCAGACCUUUAAUAUAAACAGCAUCACGGGGAGGAUUACAGCCGUAAAGGAGCUGGACUACGAGAUCAGCAAAGGACACUACGCGCUGGUUGUUACAGCAACCGACCAGUGUGAAAAUCCUGCUCUUCGCCUGACCUCAAGCACAACAGUGCUGGUAAGUGUCCUCGAUGUGAACGAUGUAACACCAACUUUCCCCAGAGCCUUUGAGGGACCCUUCGAGGUGACUGAGGGACAGCCGGGUCCUCGGGUCUGGACUCUUAAAGCCAGCGAUGAAGACUCUGGGCUCAACGGGAAAGUGGAGUACAGCAUCACCGGUGGCGAUCCCCAGAAUGAGUUCAUGGUUUCUCCAGUCGAGGGGGAGCUUCGGGUGAGGAAGGAUGUAGAGCUGGACCGAGAGACAACAGCCUUCUAUAACAUCACCGUCACAGCACGAGACCUGGGCACCCCGUCUCGCAACACCUCGGUGGUGGUGGGGGUCAAUGUCCGAGACAUCAAUGACAACGACCCAGUCCUCUUGAACCUGCCUUACAACACCAGUGUGAGGGAAGGAGCCACCAUACACACCGCUGUGGCCCGGGUCCAAGCCCGAGAUGCAGACAGCGGACGCAAUGCUCUGCUCACUUACAACAUCACCGCGGGCAACCCUGAUGGAGCCUUCUACGUCAAUGACACGACAGGUGUGGUGCAGGUGAACAGACCCCUGGACAGAGAGCGGGUGUCAGAGUACAGACUCACUAUCACCGUCAAAGACAACCCCGAGAACCCCCGCAUCGCUCGCAGGGAUUCAGACCUCUUGGUGAUCAGCAUUCUGGAUGAGAAUGACAACAGGCCCGUGUUCACCAGGACCAGCUACAGGGCUGAGAUCAUAGAGAACUCGGCAGCAGGCAGUAAAGUAUCAGUGUUAAAUGGGCCAGUCCUGGCAGAGGAUAAAGACAUCGGACCCAACGCUGUAGUGAAGUACCGCCUGCUGGGAGCCAGGGUGGACCUCUUCACUGUGGAUGCCAAUUCUGGUAUGAUCCGGGUGCGUCAGGGGGCUCAGUUGGACCGCGAGGCGUUUCAGGAGCCUCGUGUUGAGCUGUUUCUGGUUGGGGAGGACAUAGGUGGUUUAAACAGCAGCGUCCCUCUCACAGUCACCAUCCUGGACCAGAAUGACAACCCCCCCAUCUUCAGCCCGGCCAGCUUCAGCGUCCGACUCCCUGAGAACAGCCCCACUGGUGUGGUGGUGACUCAGCUGUCUGCCACUGAUGCUGACUCGGGCUCCAAUGGCUGGCUGACGUAUCGUCUGGAGAGCGGUGCUCAGGACCGCUUCAUGGUCGAUUCGCUCUCUGGCACCGUCCUGGUCGGCAACACCACCCUCGAUAGAGAAGAACGCGGGUCCUACCGCCUGGUUGUCAUGGCAACCGAUCGGGGCACUCCCUCAAUGUCCGGCACAGCCACGCUGACGGUCAUCCUGGACGAUGUGAACGACUCCCGGCCCCGUUUCAUAGAGCCCAUCACCAUGAUAAACGUCAACGAGUCCACACCGCCAGGCGUGGUGGUGGCCACGCUGACCGCUGAAGACCCUGAUCUGCACCCCCGACUGGAGUAUUACAUCAUCUCAGUGGAGGCAAAGGAUGAUGGGAACAAUGCAGUGGAUGGCCUGCAGGAGUCCUUCGGCAUUGAUUUACACACUGGUGCAGUGUUCGUACGCAACCCAAUCAACAGAGAGCUGGUCGCGACAUUCGAGAUCAUUGUGUCGGUCCACGACAAUGCCAGCGAGGUUAUUGACAAAUCAGGAAGUGUUCCUAAUGCGAGACUCACCAUCAAUGUGUUGGAUGUAAAUGACAACGCCCCUCGUUUCCGGCCCUUCGGAGUGACCAACUUCACAGAGCAGAUUUUGGAAGGAGCUCAGCCAGGUACUACACUGCUCUCAGUGUCAGCUGUAGACCCCGAUAAAGGUCCCAACGGCCAGGUCAUCUACCAGCUGCUCCACCUGCCCCGGGGGGGGUACGUCAGACUGGAGGACCCCUCUACUGGUAAGAUUGUAGCAAACCAGACGGUGGAUUUUGAGCAGAUUCAGUGGCUGAAUUUCACGAUUCGGGCCCGAGACCACGGCACUCCUCCGAGAAUCGCUGAGCUGCCAGUUUAUCUGCGCAUAGUGGAUGUGAAUGACAACAACCCCGUCUUCCUACAACCAUCCUACCAGGAGCCCGUGUUUGAGAACGUCAACCUGGGCACCACCAUAGUGCGUGUGAGCGCUACAGACGCUGACUCGGGCCUCUUUGCCGUCAUUGAGUACAGCCUGGUAGACGGGGAAGGCAAGUUUGCCAUCAAAUCAUUAACUGGAGAGAUCUACAUCCUUUCCCCUCUGGACAGAGAGACAAAGGAUCAUUACACUUUAACCGCUGUUGCCCGUGACAACCCCGGCGGCACCUCCAACAACAGACGAGAGAACUCUGUCCAGGUCCUGGUGACAGUUGUGGAUAUCAACGAUUAUCGUCCACGCUUUUCGGAGCGAAUGUACAACACCAGCGUGUUUGAGAACGAGCCCAGUGGAACGUCUGUGAUCACAGUCAGGGCGACGGACCUGGAUGAGGGAGAGAAUGGAGCGGUGCUCUACAGCCUGCUGGGCGCCCACUCAGACGCGUUCUCCCUGGAUCCAAACGCGGGGCUGAUCCGCUCUCGCCGCCUGCUCCAGUCUUCUGAGCGUUUCAACCUGACGGUGGUGGCUACAGAUCAGGGGCGCCCCCCCCUGUGGGGCACUGCAGACCUGUUCAUUGUGGUCAUAGAUGUCAACGACAACAGGCCAGUGUUUGUCCGGCCCGCCAACGGAACCAUCAUUCAUAUCUCGGAGGAGCAGCCCCCAGGCCUGCCGGUGUACGAGGUGCACGCAACCGACUCUGACGAGGGUCUCAACGGAGAGGUCCGCUACGGCUUCCUGCAGACUGGAGCCGGGAACAGAGACUGGGAGAACUUCCACAUCGAUGCCACGUCUGGAGUCAUCACCACUACUGUGAAACUGGACCGAGAGAAACAGGCCCUCCACAGCUUUAUCAUUGUGGCCCGGGACAUGGGCCAGCCUGUGCCUUACGAGACCACUCAGCCUCUGCAGGUGGCGCUGUUGGACGUCGAUGACAAUGAGCCCGUCUUCCUUAAACCGCCGCGUGGCAGCUUGCCUUACCAGAAGCUGACCGUGCUGGAGCAUUCCCGCCCAGGAACUGUGGUGGGGAACAUCACCAGAGCUGUGGACGCAGAUGAGGGCACCAACGCCAUCGUCUACUACUUUAUUGCAGCAUCAGGACAAUAUCAUAUGGAGUCAGACACUGGAAGUGUGCUGGAGGCGUUGACUGGGACUGAUGGAAGGAUGAGGCUGAUGAGACUGAAGAAUCUGCGAGGAACGAACUAG
This is a messenger RNA of Notothenia coriiceps (black rockcod), 5001 nucleotides long. RefSeq names its product cadherin-related 23 (gene cdh23). The coding region runs from base 1 to 5001 and encodes 1666 amino acids. Gene Ontology annotation, biological process: homophilic cell-cell adhesion. Gene Ontology annotation, cellular component: plasma membrane; cell-cell junction. Gene Ontology annotation, molecular function: calcium ion binding. NCBI's taxonomy places the organism in Eukaryota, Metazoa, Chordata, Actinopteri, Perciformes, Nototheniidae. The transcript has 31 exons. The record is from RefSeq and is a predicted model, not a curated record.